AUUUGCUGCUUAUUCUUACGAGAACAUGUGUACACUGAAGCAGAUUAAAUGGGUUUUUCUUCCUUCUUUGACCUUUUUUCGCCGACUGAUUUUGCGUACUGAGUUCUGUUAUUUUUUAGGUUCGGAAUAAAUAUAUGCUUGCGAAGCAUUUGUUCUGUCUUUAUGAACCUGGGUUUUUUUGUUGGACUCAAACCGGCAAAGUCCCCCUUAUGGUAAUUGGCGAGGAGACAGGACCAAGAGUCUUUCGCCCUAUUUGAAAGUACCCAUGUUUUGCCAACUUGGCAAACUCCUUCGGUUUCCUUUAUGAAGUUGGUGAUUCAUAAACAUACCCCUCCUAUUAUCUUUCCUUUUUGAGAAAAAAACGGCUAAUUGUUUUUGUACUUGAUAACAAUACCACAAAUAGAAUAAUAUUUGUGCUAAACUUGCAACGAAAUAAAUGUCAAUCUUGCAUUUGUAAAGUACUAGGUUGACAUCAAAUAUCCAAAUGUUGGAAGGAGUGUAAAUUCAAAUUUAUUUUUUACCUAAAGUUGACUUCAGUAUGGGUGUAGGUUUUCCUUUUCACUAGAUACAUGCUUUGAUCAUGUCUUGUAGUACUUCAAGCACGCUCAUUUGUCUUAUUGACUUCAUUAUUGAACUAACUUUCGUUGUUUGAAUUCAAGCAAGGGUGCAUAGGUGUUAGUGUUCUUUGGACUUCUUUCAACAAUGUGAUCCUUGUGGUUUAAGAGUUUAGUUAUAUUGGGCAAUUUUGUUAUAAUUGUUUAGUGUGAUCCAAGCUUCAUGAUGAUCAAAGAUCUUAUUAUCAAGGCUUGAGUGAAAGAACUUGAAGCACUUAUUUUUGGGGUGGAAUGAAUCAAUUCGAUAGGAAAUGAGUGGGCUGCUUUAUAUUUUAUGGGUUUCAAUACGCACAAUGUACACAGAACAGUGUAGCCGCAAGAUGAGUGUUAAUGGUGGAUGUGUAACGGCUAGAGUAUUUACAAGUCAUAAAUGAGUACGUUGUAAAGUGCAAUGACAUCAGCUAAGCCUAUAAUGUGGAUGGAUGUCUUUAGUAAGCUAUGGCAUGGACUUACUGUAAGCAGAAAAAUAAAAUUUGGUUUGUAGUUUUGUAGAGUGGUAUGUGACAUGAUUAUGCAUCCCGGUGGUUGAUAUUUCCACUGUUGUGAAUAUAGUUUAGAUAUACAUGAUUUGCAUACUUUUCCCAAUUUCUAGAAUAUUUAGUACAUGAUAAGGUGCAAAGUCUGAAUAAAAAUAAGUAUUUAAGGGCUUUCUAACAUUGUAUUCUCGGGUUCAACUAUAGAUUGGGCGAGUAAUUGUAUCUGUUCUAUAUUACAUCAGAUUAUGACAUGCAGUGUUUUUCUUUUGUUAUCAUUCUAUUGAUGAUAUUCAGAGCAUUCACGAACGUCAAGUGCAUGGCCGUAUCUCUGAUGUGUGCCAUUGCAAAGUUUUAAUGAGAGUCAGUUGGAUCUUUACGAAAGUGAUGGUAUUGUGUGAGCUAAGUCCCAGGACUGAUACUUCGACAGAUGGGGACACUGAAGACAAGGCUCUGGGGUUCCAUAGCAGUCAAUCACAUGGGCUUGUGGUUUCUGAUGCCAGCGAUAAGUCGAGGGAUCAAAAGACACUUCGUAGACUUGCUCAGAAUCGUGAAGCUGCAAGAAAGAGUCGUCUGCGGAAGAAAGCUUAUGUUCAACAGCUGGAAAGUAGCAGAAUGAAGUUGACCCAACUUGAGCAGGAGCUUCAGCGAGCUCGGCAGCAGGGCAUCUUCAUUUCAAGUUCAGGAGAACAAUCUCAGUCAAUGAGUGGGAAUGGAGCCUUGGCUUUUGAUGUUGAAUAUGGACGGUGGCUAGAAGAACACAACCGCCGAAUUAAUGAGCUGAAAGGAGCUGUUAGCAAUCAUGCUGGUGAUGGUGAACUGCGUAUCAUUGUUGAUGGCGUUGUGGCACAUUAUGAAGAUAUUUUCAGAAUAAAAGGCGAUGCCGCUAAGGCUGAUGUCUUUCAUGUUCUAUCAGGCAUGUGGAAAACACCUGCCGAAAGAUGUUUCCUGUGGUUAGGUGGAUUCCGUUCAUCAGAACUCCUAAAGCUGCUUAUAACUCAGCUGGAACCUUUGACGGAGCAGCAAUUAUUGGCCAUCGGGAACCUACAGCAAUCAUCACAGCAAGCGGAGGAUGCAUUGUCCCAGGGAAUGGAGGCAUUGCAGCAGUCGCUAGCCGAGACCAUCGCAGGUUCUCUUGGCUCCUCUAAUUCAUCAGGCAAUGUAGCCAGCUACAUGGGCCAAAUGGCCAUGGCUAUGGGUAAACUAGGAACUCUAGAGGGCUUCAUUCGACAGGCUGACAAUUUGCGGCAACAAACCUUGCAACAAAUGCAUCGGAUAUUGACAACGCGACAAUCAGCUCGUGCACUCAUAGCCAUUAAUGACUAUUCCUCUCGGCUUCGAGCUCUGAGCUCAUUAUGGCUUGCACGCCCUCGUGAAUGACAACAAACUGUCGCGGAGGUUGUUGUACUUGUACCAAUUAUACACAAAACAAAAAAAUUGAAAGUUGUCAUGUGCAAGAAAGUAAGGAUUUGAAACAAGCAGGAAAGGAAGGGCAGCAAAUAACAGCUCUUAAGUUCUUGGUGGUAUCUUCUUUCUUCAACCUGCUGUAUCUGUGCUGAGUUGUACCUUUUGUUUAGGUUUGUAUGAAUGAAUGAUGUCACGUAUUAUUAACUUAUAAGUUACAAUAAUUUGGUUGUUUAAUUGAAACCGACAAGAUAGGUACAUUGCGAAUUUGUAGUUUCGUCAUGGCUUUUUAAUGCUAAUGUUUGAAUUUGGUUUGU
This is a messenger RNA of Cynara cardunculus var. scolymus (artichoke), 2808 nucleotides long. Its product is annotated as transcription factor TGA2.3-like. Lineage: Eukaryota; Viridiplantae; Streptophyta; Magnoliopsida; Asterales; Asteraceae. Gene Ontology annotation, biological process: regulation of DNA-templated transcription; DNA-templated transcription. Gene Ontology annotation, molecular function: DNA-binding transcription factor activity; sequence-specific DNA binding. The record is from RefSeq and is a predicted model, not a curated record. The coding region runs from base 1445 to 2467 and encodes 340 amino acids. The transcript has 10 exons.